Saccostrea cuccullata (small rock oyster) is the source of this 866-nucleotide messenger RNA. RefSeq names its product peroxisomal membrane protein 11A-like. The record is from RefSeq and is a predicted model, not a curated record. Gene Ontology annotation, biological process: peroxisome fission. Bases 83 to 817 code for a protein of 244 amino acids. Gene Ontology annotation, cellular component: peroxisomal membrane. The transcript has 3 exons. Lineage: Eukaryota; Metazoa; Mollusca; Bivalvia; Ostreida; Ostreidae.
AGAUUCUGAACUUUGAUCUCAGUCCAAAUAAUGAUUUGACGUUUGUUUGGGUAGUUUUAGAUGAUAGUGCAUACAUAGAAGCAUGAGUAGUGAUAUUGUAACAGGAAUAAUUAAAUUUGGAGGCUUGACAAAUGGCAGAGACAAAUUUUUCAGAUUGGUUCAGUACUCUGUUAAGCUGAUUUGGUGGAAUCUAAAAAACAAAGAAGAUGUGGUGGAAAGACUUAAGAAGAUUGAGUCAUCGAUGAGCAUGACUCGUAAAUUGCUGCGAUUGGGAAAGAGUCUGGAUUUCAUUCAGGCGGCACUGAAAUCCCUUCACAUCAGUGAUGAUGUCAUUCGAUGGACAGUGACCCUGUCUAAAAUUAGUCAGUCCAUUUUCCUGUUCUUUGAUCAUAUCAUAUAUUUCCAUAACCUUGGUGUGAUCAAAACAGACAAGGCCAAAUGGUCCAAAGUUUCUGCUGAGUUUUGGUUCUUUAGUCUUGUUUUGAAUCUAACUCGUAAUUUUUAUGACAUUGCAAAUAUAGCUAAAUUAGAAAUGAGCAAGAAAGAGAAAAAGGAAAAUGAAAUUCAGUAUAGCAAUGGAGAUAUGUCCAGCAGAAAAAGCCAAAGUCCCGGUGCUUUGUCCGUCGUCCAGAGAUGUGUUUGUGACAAUAAACCUGUAUUUUUGGACCUGGUGAAGAAUGCCUCAGACCUUAUACUGCCAUUAAAUACACUGGGAAAAGUUGAUGCCAGUGCUGGUGUUCAAGGCUUUCUAGGAAUUAUUUCUUCAGCCAUUGGUGUUGCUACAGUCUGGAACCCUAACCUGAAACUUGUGCCUUGAUAUAACCCUAACAGUACAUGUACUUCAAUAUUCAGAUAUAUCUAUACAG